Molecule: messenger RNA, 150 nt
Organism: Cavenderia fasciculata
Lineage: Eukaryota; Evosea; Eumycetozoa; Acytosteliales; Cavenderiaceae
Gene: dlcB
Product: cytoplasmic dynein light chain
Exons: 3
Coding region: 1-150 (49 amino acids)
Biological process (GO): microtubule-based process
Cellular component (GO): dynein complex
Source: RefSeq, a predicted model, not a curated record
AUGAGAACAGUUGAUAGAAAAACAAUACAAAUCAAAAUAGCUGAUAUGGAGGAAUUCAUGCAGCAAGAAGCAGUGGAAUGUGCAGUCAAGGCAUUCGAAUCAAAUGAUGUUGAAAAGGAUAUUGCUUCCUCUAUUAAAAAAGAAAAUUAA